This is a messenger RNA of Metschnikowia bicuspidata var. bicuspidata NRRL YB-4993, 2540 nucleotides long. Its product is annotated as DUF4451 domain-containing protein. The record is from RefSeq and is a predicted model, not a curated record. NCBI's taxonomy places the organism in Eukaryota, Fungi, Ascomycota, Pichiomycetes, Serinales, Metschnikowiaceae. The coding region runs from base 68 to 2083 and encodes 671 amino acids. The transcript has a single exon.
AUGAAAUAUAUUUUUCACCUGUGAUCACAGUACUUUGCAAAAGAAGUAGUAUCUUGAACUCAUCUGAAUGGCGUUUUUGAGAUCUGACUUCGAGCAGUACACUCUGCUUGGAGGCCUGUCUUUUCAAGGAAGCACGGUUGAUUUCUUAGCCGUCGAAGCUGCUGACGACUGUUUUGACCUUAUUGGGUGUCCUGACAUUUCGAAGCAGACUACAGAUUACUUCAGCCAUUGGGAAGUCAACGGAUUGGACCCUGAGGGCGAGGGUUCAGCCAAAGACGAAAUUGACGAAUUACUUGAGCAGUUCGAUUUUGGAGGGGGAAACCCUUUUUUGGCUCAAACCGAUGACAAAAGUAUCUUUGGACCUGAGGAUUCGACGAUUCAACAAAUUGAAGAGACUUUAGAAGACUUUUUGGAAGAGGAGCUGCGAAACCAAAUCAAUGAGUCCUUGCUUUCGCAGCCGCAGCAAAAUGCUCCUGCUAAAUCCACAAAGAUUCAUUUAUCCCAUAAUUCGAAUAAGGCUUCACCACCCGAAAAUUCUUUGCUACUUGACUCAUCGUUAUUAUCGCUCACUUUUUCUGCUUCCCAAGAUUUAUCGCUUCCGCUUAUUGCUUCGCAGACUUGUGGCAUGACUUUGCAAAUCGAAGCUGUUGAUGAGGUUGACUCGAACCGCGCAGCCAAUGGCGAGUUCUACAAGUGUGAACAUGAAUUGACCGAUGACCAAUUCGCCGUUCCAUUUGUUGAAAACGAUUUGUCGUUUGAAUUGCUAUCAAGCGACAAUUCCAGAACGUUUGAAGACACUUUCGCUAUGGAGCUCGAACUCUCGCAAUUCGCAGCUGGAGUACUGCAAACCGUCGAGGAAAGCAGCACGAGAGCAGGACUUUCGGGUACCAGACAAACUCCUCAUGUUCACUUUGAAAAUUCCUAUGACUAUAUUGAACCAAGCCUGGAACUAGAUCAGUUGUCUAAUGAGCUAGCACCACUCUUUGUUCAAAACUUGUUCUAUGAGACUACCCUACAGGACUUAUCACAAAGACAUGGGACAGAAUUUGACUUUGAUAACAACAUUGAUUAUGGGUAUGAUUCGGCUUUCCAAAACUCAUACGUUUAUCUGAAUGCAGAAGAAAUGCACUCCGCGACCGUUGGAAUCACUCCGCUGAUUUUGUCGACGGUACCAAGAUCGUUUCCAGAGGUACCCAACCUUCCAAUCCCACUUAGAGGUCUGCUAGACUUUGGGAUUGGUGGUCUGGCAUCCAUCAAUGAGUUUAAUAGGGGCGAAAACUAUCAGUUUGGGUCGCAGCUGACACCAUUUAAUUCUUCGACUACUGGGUCAUCAUCCAACCGCAACAGCCCACCACGGACACUGGACGGAAACCCCGAUGAUUCCAAACCUGAGCGUCCUAAAAGACCAAAGAAAGAAAAGAGAAAGUUCGACUACUCCUCGGUAAAGCCAAAGAAUCUCGUGGUCAAAGAGCCCCAUCUUCAGAAUGUUGCGAAAAACCCUCCACAGAACGUCGAAGAAUAUGAGAGUGUGCUUAUUGAGCUCUGGGAUCCAAGUCUCGGUGCAAUCAAAAGAAUCCGGCAUAUCCGUGGAGACAUCGAUUACCUUCAUGAUUUGCACCCUCAUGUAUUCUACGAAAGGAAUCCAUACUUCAAGCCACAUCGCCCAUAUCAGCAGGAGUUCACUAGAGUGGAGUUGAACCCCUUAACAGGCGCUCCGAUAAUGGAGACCAGAAGUGCUCUCUGUGUCUAUUGCGAGAACUUUCAUUUUUACGAGCUCAAAAACUCGUGCUAUUCUCAGCAUAUGAGCCAUUCUCAUGGGAUUUAUACGGAUGACUAUUUGACGCCUGAUCCCCUUUUAAUCGGUCGGUACCUGUUGUCAAAAAAAUCCAGUCCCACUAGGAAGACACUGCCAAGACAGAGAAGCCACGAGGGUGUCGUGUGUCCCGCCUGCUACGAAGUUGUAGAGAUUCUGUGCUGGUCGUCAACCAAGACAACGAAACCUCUUUCCAAUUACUUGAGGCACUUCAAGGAGAAACAUAGGGUGGAAAAACGAAAGGAGACAUUUUUCAGGUUACAUGCUUGAGACUCAUGUUACGUACUUCUUGUGGAAAAUUCUGCCAUUUGAGCUUUGAAUUGUUUGUGUUUAGAUUCGAGAUUCCCGUUUUCCGAAAACUGGUUUGAUACGGAAGCACCAGCCCAAUUUGCUCCGAACAUCCCAACAAAAAUAGAAAAAAAAAAUUGCUCUUGUUCAAAAAUUUGUAAGACUCAAAUUCAUGUAAAUUUCAACAUCAGUACUUCUUACUUAAACAUUGAUGAGCUCGUUCAAGAACUUACCAGCCUCACCCCUUUCCUGUGCUCUCAUCAAACUUUCACCAAUCAAAAAUCCGUCAACAUUGUCUUUUUUGUAGUUACUGACAUCCUCGACCAAGCUGAUUCCAGAUAAUGCCAAUACCAAAACAUCGCCCUUCCUUCCACUGUUUUUUGCAGCCAGUACCAAGGAGCUGGUGGUACCAAGAUCGACAUCAAAGGUAGUCAAGUUC